Cooperia oncophora is the source of this 1146-nucleotide messenger RNA. Lineage: Eukaryota; Metazoa; Nematoda; Chromadorea; Rhabditida; Trichostrongylidae. The record is from the annotation of a GenBank genome assembly.
AUGCUGUCGGGUAACUACGAGCCAAAUACGCUCACAAACCUCUGCACUCGUGCAAUCGCUCUACAGUUAUUCAAGCUAUUUUCAACGCAUGUAUUUUGUUAUCUGAUUCAGGUGAAUAUCCGUUGGCGGCGUAUCAGUGAUGUGGCCUACUCACUUCGCGACUUUCUCGAUCAUUUGCGACUUCCACCUAAGGCCAAGAAGGGCAUUAGAAACUCUCUGGCCGAGGUAUUGCGAGAGAUGAAACGAUGGGACGAGAAACAUGCCGAGAUGUUUAUCGACGAGCCAAAGAGCAGACGACGUGUUAUGAGAAAAAGCGAGCACCUUCGUACUUUCUAUGAACAUCUCGUCUGGAAAAAUUCUGCAAUUCAAGUGGAUGAUCUAGCAUCAGCGCAACAUCUUAUCGCAACAGAAUGUUCGAAUUGGCCUCAAAUGCAGUUUCAGUUGGCAUGUAUGUAUGCAAUAACAGAUCUGAUCGAAGAUGAUAUACGAUUUGAUAAGUAUCGCCGGAUUACCUUCAAAAAGCAGCUCUCCGACCAUCCAGUCUAUGAUUUUUGGCUAACACUACUUGAAAGUAACUGGGAAAUCUUCUUUGAUACUGAAACCCGCGUGCCAAAUCAAAAACUGACGCUGUGCUUUCAAUUCGCUAUCCGUCAUGGCUACUGUCAACUGGUGGAGUAUAUUUGGGAGAAAAUUGGUGACAAUACAAAGGAAUAUAUUGGCCUUCUACAAUGGCGGUCGAUGUGUUUCCGGGCUCGCGAUCGUGAUACCAUGCAGUUUCUUUGUACUCGUCUGUGCCUGAUGAACCCAGUUGGUGUAGCUCGGAUAUCGUGGACCGCCUUCUUCGACACUUUUUACAACUCCAUCAAUCAACGAACAAAGCGACAUUUUGGUGGAGAACAAAUUUCGAAAACGACUCCAGUUCCUUCUAGAAAACUGCUGCCCAGAGCUGAGAAAACGAUUACUAAGAAUGGAAAAUUUCCGAGAUUUUCUCACCCAAUCACUGACUGUUUCAGAAUUGUGUCAGACGCAUUUCGGUACAAUCAACAUGAGACGUUCGCAUUUUUGCUGGAGCAUAUGGAUGGUGACCAGCUAAGAAAUGCUAGAGAAGUCAUGAUCGAAUCCAAGGCCAACCGUGAAAAACAUUGA